Messenger RNA from Triticum dicoccoides, 1228 nucleotides. RefSeq lists its product as uncharacterized. The transcript is spliced from 4 exons. NCBI's taxonomy places the organism in Eukaryota, Viridiplantae, Streptophyta, Magnoliopsida, Poales, Poaceae. The record is from RefSeq and is a predicted model, not a curated record. Bases 99 to 470 code for a protein of 123 amino acids.
GCAAUUUCGUUUCAUAGAGCUCCAUCGCUGUUUCAUCCAGAGCCCGCCAAUAUCUCCAAAACUCCUCCGUGGUUAGGGAAAAGAGUGGUGCUAGAGAGAUGGAUGGCCGCAAUCUGCUGGGCGCUGCAGGAGCUGAUCGAGCGAGGCGGAACAAGGCCAAGAUCGUCCAGAUGGCGGUGCCCGUGCUGGCCAUGCUGCUGCUGCUGCUCACGGCGGCGGCGGCGGUCGCCAUGGCGCCCGACGGCCGUGCACGGUUCCACGCCUUGUUCUGCAGCAACCACUUCGUGAUGAUGUGCGUGCUCUCCCAGAUCAACCUGGCCUGUCUUUUCGCGAGGAAGGCCGCUCGGGCGCGGACGCUGGCCGCCCGGCGCUUCUACGCGGUGGGCGCCGUCGCGUGCUUCGUGGAGCUCGCGCUCAAGCCGUACAGGAUCCGUCUGCUGUGCCACGCGGCUGUGGAGGAUGGUGCCUAGGUGAGCUGCGCACGUCUGGAUUCGGCUGCCGAAGGAUCGAAGAUGGAUCAUUUUGGAGUCUGGGGAUGCGCUGUUUUGUUUAGUUCCGACUCUGCUACUCUUAAGUUAGAAAUUUGGAAGGGCCUGUCAUAAUGGGUUUCAGUUUCAAUUUGCCAGUAUGCAUGUCCGUACUUGGGUACAAGUUUAACUUACCAUUUUGUUGUUGUCUUGUUCCAUUGGGGUUUAGACUGCCUGUCUGAUUGUAGCAUGCAGCAGCUUUGACUGUCUGUAUGAACUUGGACAGUAUUUGAAUUUGUUUAGCAGAAGCCUUGAAGGUUGGAACCUAGUUAUGUGACCGAGAGACUCUAUUCCGUGAGCAGAAUUUCUCAUUCUAGAUGCGUUAGUAAUUUGCAGCGAGUUGUUCAAUCACUACGCUUUUUCUGUGCACCCCAAGCCAGGAGCGAUGCCAAUCUUCUGAUACUUUAAGGAGGAGUGGUAGUACCCUGUGCACACAAUUUGAAAAUAAACUGCAGUUGAUCUUGAUUCCGAAGUCCGAACGACAUGGUAAUCCUGCCUCCAUAACAAAACUGCAAGCAAUUCGAGUGCAAGAAAGGUAGCCGCAUUUGGAGGGAGGGAAACGAGAAGAGAAAAAGGAGACAGUUCAUCAUCAGAAAGCUCAAAACUGGAAAAGCUGCGUCGAUCCUGCCCACCUGCCUGCAACAGGGACAGAGCAUCUCCACGACUUGACCACCAUGACCACUCACGGGUCGCAACCACAU